UUUUUUUCUUUAAAAUAACUUUUGAAAACCUGAUUUAUUAUGAGAUACUGAUAGAAACCCCUAAAACAUCCAGAUCCAAUUUUUUAUUUUUUUUGGUCAGUCAAGUUUUGCACACUUUCACCACUUGGAAAUGAAUAUAAGGCAGACGUUUUUCCUAUGUCUUGUGAAAAAUGUAAUUUAUUAUUUGACAUGUAUCAUCCUUCUUUUCAUUCACACAUUGCUUCAGCAAAUGAGUCAUUUGGAGGAUUGGACAGAUAUCAUGUGCUCACGGAGCCAGAGCGGAAGGCCAUAGGCUCUAUCUGUCUACUGGCCGGUCCCAUCACCCUCCUGGAGAAUGUCCUGGUGCUGGGCGUGAUCUCCUCCAGUGCCAUGCUGCGCCAGCGGCCUUCCUACCUGUUCAUCGCCAGCCUAGCACUGGCUGAUGCCUUAGCCAGCUGCUUCUUCACCACCAGCUUCCUCGAUUUCCACCUCUUCCAGCGACGCGAUGGUCCGGCCGCGUACCUUUUCAAGCUCGGGGGAGUCACCAUGUCCUUCACAGGCUCGGUGGGCAGCCUGCUUCUCACAGCGCUGGACCGCUACCUCUGCAUCUCCCAGGUGUCCAACUACAAGGUGCUGAUGACGCGCCAACGAGCCUUGCUGGGGAUGCUGUCUCUCUGGACUGUGACCACCAUCAUCUCCUUCUUACCUCUGAUGGGCUGGAGGUGCCCGACUGAGCGAAGCUCUCCCUGCUCGCACCUCUUCCCCUACGUGGACCACCGCUACAUGGCCUGCUGGGUAAGCUUCAUCCUGGUGGUGCUCCUGCUCAUCGUGGUGUCUUACGCUCUCAUUCUGUGGAAGGCCCACCAGCAUGAGGCAUCGGUCAAUCGAUCGCAGGGGCCGUCGGUGACACAGCGCAUGCGGAUGGACAUCCACCUUGCACGGACGCUGAGUCUCAUCCUGGUGAUCAUGGUGGGCUGCUGGCUACCAGCGCUUUCCUUCAUGCUCACUGAUGUAUCUGUGAGUCUCAGCCAUGACCAGCAGAGGGCCUUCGCUUUCUGCAGCACUCUCUGCCUGGUCAACUCUUCCGUCAACCCCCUGUUGUAUGCGCUGCGAUGCAGGGAGUUGAGAGCAGUGCUGUGUCGAAUGUUGGGGCGGCUCUGUGUGUCCUGGGGCUCUGGGAAUGGUUCAGGUGGUCAGUGCAAGGGAGAGAGGAGCAGCUAUAGCUUAGCUGUCGACAACGAGGAAAGAACCUCCAGGGAUGCUGGGGCGACCUUACAGUCCGUGUGUGAAGGGAUGGACCAGACACAGCACAACAACACAACUGAACAAUUGGGGAGUCAAUGUGACAGACAUUGAGAGAUUUUCUAAAUGCUUUUGAUGUGUGUGUAUGUGUGUGUGUGUGUGUGUGUGUGUUUAUUUGUGUGUGUCAUUUGUUUUAAGUAACAUGAAAGACAUAUUAUUGUGGAUUAAAUAUUGAAGUGAAGUAUUACAAUGGCAUUCCACUUCACAAACUGAGUUAUACAUGAAUUUCUCACAUCCAAACUGUUUUGCUAACUUUUACAAGAUUAGUACAUAUAGGAUUGCACCUAUUAAGUUGUAAAAUUGUGGCAGUACACAGGAUGGCCUCUGUAGAGGGCUGUUAGGUAAAGGUUAUUGCUAUGUGUCAAAUUAUACAAUGUUCUAAUUAAAUAAUUUAGUUUAUUAACUGAUUUAAUGCAGGAAAUGGUGUGGUGGACACACUGGUACACCAUACCUCUCACAAGCCAUUCACCACCAUGUUUAACACAUGUGCAGUCACACAUCAACGUCAGGCUUACAGUACUACUACAGCAAUCUUAAAUCACUGAUUUGUUGUUGAUAAGUGCCCAUUAUUAUUAUCCCAUGCCUUGGCACUAUGACAUUUCAUUCAAAUUCAUGUCUUUCAUUUUUUGCAUUAAUGUUAUCAAGGAAUUCCACACAGGCUAUUGUAGAUUCUACAUAUGACAAAAACAACUGUGUGUAUUUUUAGAUUUCAGUGUGUGUUUAAAAUGUGCAGAUAUAGCUUAAUUCCCAUGCAGAAGAGACAAGUUUUCAUUUGGGGCUUGGCGUUAGGGUUUCAUUUGAUUUAGAGGGAAAACCACAUUCCUCUCUGACCUAUGACACUGCUUUCAGACCACAAAGCCACAAACUGACCUUUGCCCUUCUGGGUUGUGGGUCACAUUGUGUGUGUGCAUCUCUUUGUUUGUGUGACAGAGAGAAAUCCUAUUUUUUUUUGGUUGUUUGCUCUGUAAGGCUUUAACAGCAAUGAUUUUCUGUAUACAGAUAUUUUUUAUGAUACACAGACAUGACUACACAGAACCAUUUGAUGCAAAAAAGGUAGACUAUAACGUCCAACAAGCAGACCCUCGCACAGCAGUUGGGUUAACCUAUUUAGUUAACCUAUAGGAUUCUACAGAUAAUUACAUCACAAGUAAAGAAAAUUGACUCAUGGACAGUCUGGUUUGAUGUUUGUGUCUGUGAAAACAAACAAAUAGGGCUGUAAGUCACAGUUGUCACGGUUUAUGCUGUAUGUAUUGCUCUAAUGACAAGACAUGACAAAAAACCCUAGUAAGUUUGACAUGCCAGGAAGUGCAUGUAACCAAACAAAGCACUGUAUUUAAAAUGAAAACCAGUAAGUCAUAUUAUUUUUUUCAUUUUCAAAGUAUUAUUGUCAACUUGGUGGUUUAGUUAGUAAUAUUUCAUAAGCAGUUUAAAAAAAUUAAAUAAA
Clupea harengus (Atlantic herring) is the source of this 2725-nucleotide messenger RNA. RefSeq names its product cannabinoid receptor 2 (gene cnr2). Gene Ontology annotation, cellular component: membrane. The transcript has a single exon. Gene Ontology annotation, biological process: G protein-coupled receptor signaling pathway. The record is from RefSeq and is a predicted model, not a curated record. Bases 157 to 1335 code for a protein of 392 amino acids. Lineage: Eukaryota; Metazoa; Chordata; Actinopteri; Clupeiformes; Clupeidae. Gene Ontology annotation, molecular function: cannabinoid receptor activity.